Diachasmimorpha longicaudata is the source of this 10369-nucleotide messenger RNA. It is a transcript of the gene cno, whose product is annotated as canoe. Gene Ontology annotation, biological process: regulation of protein localization; signal transduction. The record is from RefSeq and is a predicted model, not a curated record. Bases 714 to 8972 code for a protein of 2752 amino acids. NCBI's taxonomy places the organism in Eukaryota, Metazoa, Arthropoda, Insecta, Hymenoptera, Braconidae. Gene Ontology annotation, molecular function: cell adhesion molecule binding. Gene Ontology annotation, cellular component: adherens junction. The transcript is spliced from 21 exons.
CUGUAGUACGCUCCCAAGGCCCCACCGGAUACCGGUUAGGUUGAGCGUACCGUAGACCGUAGAAUGCCUAUCGGCAGGGACAUUCCAGCGUGUCAGUCGCCACGAAGCCCUCUCCUCAUUCAGCCACUCGUCAAUCCACCAAACAUCAAUAUAAAUUGCUAUAAUGACACAAUAAAUGGAUAAAAACACGUGGGGAAUUAUUAAUCGAUAGUGUAGCGUAACAAAUUGAAGAACAAAUGCGAAGUUAACUUUGCAUUUCCCUUAAUUUGACAGCCGGGCCCAUUCCACAGCGGUUGGGCCCAAAGUGCGCUUGGCGUUGCGACUGCGCGCGCAUUCUCAUAUUCGUGAAGUGUUUGAAUUUUGGAUGAGAAUUCAGUUGUGAAUUUAACGCUAAUUUGGAAUAUUAAUUUUGUGAAAGGUGAAGUGUGUUGAUGAGAUUGAGGCGGUUGGGGGUGAUGGACUCGAGAAGUUACGGAAAAGUGGGCCUUGUAUUAUCGCAUCAGUGGAUUUGGAGGUUUUUGCGGGAAUAAAUUUUUUGAAAAUUUUCCGUCAUCGAGCUACUGAGGGGGGUGAACAUCCACCAGAAAGGAUUAAUAUUCAAUUCGAUACGGUCUCGGUGGAGUUCACGUUGCCCUAGGGAAUGUGAAACGUCCUUGAAUCUCGGGGGGCUUUUUAUCACCUUGAGGUUUAUUUUUUCGAGGCGUGUGGCAAGGAUGACCGUGCCAGAAGAAAUGGCUGCGGAAGCUGCUAACAAAAAGGCUGAACGCGAAGCACUUGGUGGGGUUAUUGAACAAUGGAACGCCAAUCGACUGGAUCUCUUCGAGCUAUCGGAACCAAACGAAGACUUGGAAUUUCAUGGAGUCAUGAGAUUCUACUUCCAAGACAGUGGUCAAAAAGUAGCAACAAAAUGCAUUCGUGUGGCCUCAGACGCAACUAGUCAGGCUGUGAUCGAAACCCUUAUCGAAAAAUUCCGUCCCGAUAUGCGCAUGUUAUCUGUUCCUGAAUAUGCACUUUACGAGAUCCAUGAGAACGGAGAGGAGAGAAAGUUGGGGCUUGAGGAGAAGCCACUGCUCGUUCAACUCAAUUGGCAUAUUGACGAUAGAGAAGGACGAUUUCUUCUCCGUCGAAUUGACGAUAAAACUAAUGCUCAGGGGGUAGGUUUUGGUGAAGGCACGAGUUUUAGACGAAAAUUGAGUAAACGAGAGAAAAAGCAGAUGAAGAAACAGGAGAAAUUGAGCCGUCUUAAGAGUGCUGAACAGGAUGAGAGCACAAUGCCAGUUGAUCAGAAUGGUGUUGCUGAAAAACUUUAUACUGAAUUACCUGAAACGAGUUUCACCCGGAGUAUUUCAAAUCCGGAAGCUGUGAUGCGUCGCCGUAGACAGCAGAAACUCGAGAAAAAACUGCAGCAAUUCCGUAGUAAAGACGGUGGUCCCGAUACUGGGGGAACAUUAAAAAUUUAUGGUGAAGCCCUGUGCAAAGAUGUGCCUUACAAGACCCUUUUGUUAAGUGUCAGAGACUCGGCGGCUCAGGUAGUCAGAGAGAUGCUGUCCAAAUACGGGCUUGACAAGGUUGAUCCACAGCAGUAUUGUUUGGUGCAGGUCAAUGGUGAAGCCACCAGUGGCAAUGCUCAUCAAGAAUACAUCCUCGAUGACGACGAGUGCCCCCUGGCGAUACUAAUGAACCAUCCCUCAACACGCGGCUCCAUAAUGUUUCACGUGAGGAGAAGACCAGCGGAUUACGUACCAAGAAAAAGGAAGAAGAAACCGGCUGGGAAAUGGAGUGAAUUUGAUCACAGGUACGAGGAUGAGAGAUUGCCAUUUCUCUUGGAGCUCAACCCCGACGGCACUGAAAUUCCUGGUGGAGCUGGGGUUAAGCAUCGCCUCCAGCCUAAUGUUACUGAAGUGGGAUCUGAGAGGCCUAUCGGUCCUCAAGCUGUACAGGCCCAAACACUGACUCUUACCGGGCCCACUGUCAUGCCUAGGCACUGCGUUGUCGCUUUCACAGAGAACAUUGUUACCCUCACACCUUGCUCCAGAGAUGCCCACACUUAUGUUAAUAAUCAAAGGAUACAUCAGACCACUAUUCUACAGAAUGGUGCCAUCAUCAAAUUCGGCCGAAUGCACACCUUUCGGUUCAUUGAUCCAACCCCAGAGGAUCGCAUUAGGCAACGUCAGGAGCCCAGUAGACAGAUGGAUUACGUAUAUGACAGACGCUCGCCAGACAUGAACAACCAGGACGUGAAUUCCGAGAAAUAUAGAUCGGGCUCAGGGACACCGAAUGAUGGUCCAGAUUCAAAUCCACCGAGUCCAACAAAAUCAGCAGCAGCUAAUCCCCGGAGUCCCACAAAUGCACAUCCCAUUGAGAAUACACACAAUUACGAAACGACAUUUGAUUUAGAUGGAAAUGUUGAAACAGCCAGUUUGACCAGCAGUCGUGAUAGCAACAGAUUAUCCCAACAAUACGAUCGCCAGCCUCGCGGAACCGAUCCAAUUCUCCCAGCAGUUUUGGAAUUCCUCGAAGAAACCGAAGAGGCAUUCCUUCACGCAGUUAUAACCGACGUUGAGCCAUCUGCUCCUCAAUUCAAAUUAGCCCCAACUUACACCCUGUACCUAGCUGCUCGCUACCGCGCUAGUACCCACUACCGGCCCGAGCUCCAACCGACCGAGAGGGCACACAGAUUGACCGUAAUGCUAGCAAACGUUGCUACAAUGAUUCAACGAGUGAUUCAAGAGCGUUAUAUGGACGCAUCAUCCCUGGCUCUCUGGUUAGCCAAUGGUUCUGAAUUACUACACAUGUUGAAGAGUGAUCGACACGUCGGUGCAUUCUCAACACGUGCCCAGGACAUCUUGGCUGAAGCUGUACAGACUGCAUUUGCUUCAUUGGUAAGAUGUGUAUCCUUGGAAUUGGCACCAGCAAUGUCACAAUUUAUGGCUGAUGCUGAUGAGCCAGCGAAGGAAGCCGGUGUUUUACAAAUAUUUUCAAACACUAUGGCCCUACUUCGGCGGUGUCGCGUUAAUGCCGCUUUGACUAUUCAACUGUUUAGUCAUUUGUUCCACACGAUAAACGCCACGGCUUUCAAUGCCUUAGUUUCAAACGGCAAUCUGUGCGUUCGUUGGUUCGGUAGGCGUUUAAAAACCCGGUUAAAUGCCUUGGAAACGUGGGCCGAGAGACAAGGUCUUGAGCUCGCCAGUCAAUGUCAUCUUGCUACGAUAAUGCAAGCAACACAUCUACUUCAAGCGCCCAAGUACAAUGCCGAGGAGUUGGCGACAUUGAGCUCUACCUGUUUCAAGCUUAAUUCCCUUCAAGUGAGAGCACUUCUGCAGAAGUAUCAACCGGCUGCUGAUGAGCCUCGAUUACCACCAGAAUUAAUUGAAAAUGUCGUGAGGAUUGCUGAAAGUGUAGCUGAUGCAUUGGCUAGAGCUGAUGGUAGAGAAAUCAGACUUGAGGAGGAUCCAACACUUGCUUUGGCUCUACUUUUACCUGAGGAUGGCUAUAGUUGUGAGGUUAUACGGGGUGUACCACCAGGAUUGGCAGAAUUUCUCGCUCCACUUCAGAGGGAUGGCCUUUGCAGAAUGGCACCUCAACCCACUAGCAGUGGAUAUUGGACCAUUUACAUGAUUGAUCAUCAUAAUAAUUUCAGGAGCCCAAGUGCUAUGAGCAAUCGAUCUGGCGGGUAUUCUGGGGGCCAUGGGGUUAAUCACAGUCAACCCGAAAUUCAAAUUAUCAAGCUUCAUAAGUCUACUAACGGAAUGGGGCUUAGUAUCGUUGCCGCCAAGGGGGCUGGACAGGAUCGUCUGGGCAUUUAUAUCAAGAGUGUCGUAGCCGGAGGAGCUGCUGACGCUGACGGCCGACUAACAGCGGGUGAUCAACUGCUCAAGGUUGAUGGCCAGAGUCUAGUAGGAAUUACUCAAGAAAAAGCUGCUGAAUACUUAGUACGAACGGGACCAAUUGUAACACUUGAAGUAGCUAAACAGGGUGCAAUAUAUCAUGGACUCGCUACACUACUGUCACAACCAUCCCCUGUAAUGACUCGAGCGCAUAAGGCUCGUCCAAAGUCUGAACAGUUAGAGCAUCCACGCUUGGGUGACACGGCUCAACCAUCGACAUCCUAUUCAGUGGGUAACCUUCUAUCCACCCCAAUGCUAACCGAUCACUAUCAAGAGCGUCUGGUGGAUUGGGACACAGGGCCCGAGCGGCCCCAACCAGGUAUAUCCAACAAGACUCUUAAUCGUCAAAAUAUUCACAAUUCGUGUCUUAACAUAUAUCCAAUCGAUGAAUCCCCGAUAGAUGAGGAGUACUUAUGGCCGAAAAAUCAAACAUGGACCAAUAAACGACCAAUUCCUGUAAUACAAGAGCCUCAAAUGUUCCUAACUAUUCCGAGCCAUCUCGAGCGAUAUCCACCAUAUCCACCGCCACCAGAGCCAACUGUACCUAGUAAUACCCCUAUACAGGGGAAUAUGUCAAGGGGUGGGUUUUACAGUGAAGACAAGACUGAUCUGACAUUUCCAACCCUGACUUUUGAAUGCAAUGAUGAGGCAGAUAGUUGCCAGACAUUUUUGGGUAUUACCGAGUCAAUUCCCUUCAUAGAUCAGUUCGACGACACAUGCGACGGGGCCAAUGACGAAAAUAAGUUGGAAGACGAUAUAAAGGGUAACGAGACCAACUGUCCUAUUCACAAAGGCAUACACAGUUUACCAUCCCCUCAUUGCUGUUGUCACGCUCACAUUGCCCACUGUCAAAUGCACAAACUGUGCGAUGAAAAAUCACAGAAAAGCGGUCUAAAUCCGGAGGAAUUAAAGAAUCAAGAGGUGGAGAUCUCUGUGGUGGAAGAGAUGCCCUCGAAAAAAGACGUUGAACAUUCCGACAGAAAUAUAUCACCACCGAAAAUGCACACAAUAAUGCCGGAAUUAAAUUUAGAUCUGACUGGUUUAAAUAGCGAUGUCUCCAGCGAUGAAUCAGCAACAGAAAAAUGCUGGAAAUCCCCGGAGGAAAUUCGUCUGGGCUGUGGUAGAGUUGCUGCACUAGCUAAACACUUUUCACAACUCGGGGAAGCUGGCUUGAUUAAAUUCAAAUCCGUGAAACUUGGUUCAUCAAGGCAGUUUGUAUCUGAGCCGGAUAUGGCAUCUCCACGGGGCUUUAGUUGCGCCAGGAGACCACGGGAUAUGAGCAAAUCAGAGACUGACUUGUUGAAAGCUGACAAGAGUGUGGCAACAACACCUGAGAGAGAGUGGAGUAUGAUACUAUUGGACAUUCAAACGAAAAAUGAAAUCGAUGAAGGACAGUCUAGAAAUACUCAGAAGAGAAUGUCAAUGAGUCAAGAAUUGAGGAAGAGCGAGUCAAAGCUGUCGAUAGCUGAACAAGAGGAGAUCAUAAAACAGUUGCAAGAAUUUUGCAAUCUCGAUAAUGUCGAUGCACCUCUGUACAUUCCCAAUUGUGAUAACGAGAGAGUGAAUUCAAUGUCAUCAUCAUUAAAGGUGAAAGGUCAUUGGAGUACCUCCAACGAAGGAAUUGACAGGUCUAAGCUAUCAUUCAUGGAUCUCUCGGAAGGUCAGAAUACUGUUAUCAGGGGAAGCAUGAGUCUCGAUAAUUUAAAACAAGGAAAUUCUCCAACUGUCAUGAGCACAAUCAGCAUUCAUCCAGAUAAAAAAAUCAACAAAUUAGAAAAAUACUGGUCUCUCAAAGAUCUGAUGCCGAUUGAAGAACGAAAGAUUUCAAAAGUGACAUCUGAGCCAGGAAUAUUUCAUGAAGACAGAAAUUUUUUGUGGGUUAAAUCAAUGAAUGCGAACAAAUUGGGGAGAGAAAAUGUCACGAUAGAAAGCAGAAUAUCCAUUAGUGAAGAUGAUAGAGAUAACAUUGUCAAUAUUCCGGGGACGAGAGAGUGUGCCUCGAGCCCCGUGAAUUUUUCAUCAAUUGGGGAAGGACUUCCUAGAAAAACUAAAUUCCCGAAUUCCUUCAUAAAGACUAAAAUAAAGUCGAAAAGUGAGGAUAAACUCGCAGGCGAAAAAAUUUCUGAUAAAAUUGAAGCCAGUCAGUCACUCGAAAAUCUAGAAAAAUCUUCUGAAAUAAAGAGUCAAUCAGUGUUGAACGACGAAUUCAGGAGGAAGUUGUCGAAGAUCUCAAUGGAAACUGCCCAACGAUCAAAGAGACUGUCAUUCUCCUCCGAAACCGUCAUUCCCAUACGAAAUAGGGACUCUAAGAUAGCAAAGCCGAUAAAGAAGAAGUCUCUUAUGGUCUUGAGAAAAAAAUGUAAAAGCGAUCUGGAUGUUUCUGAGCGCAAACCUACCCCCAGGUUCGAGCGUGGUGACUGGAUAUUUCGUGAGUUUCCAUCGUUGGAAAUCGAUAACGAUCUCCGACCACGUCGCAUGAGCGAGCGCGAUCUGCCAUCACGAAUCGGACAUGAAACGACGCACCAUCAAAUUCACAGCAGCAAAUCAGUACCGGCACUUCACAACGUAGGAACAAUGGAGGGUAAGCAGCAGCACGAAGUCUUCAAUCCAGGCUACAGUCGUGCAUCAUCAAGUAACAGUGUAACCCCCCCAGUCCAGCCACCCCCAAUGCCCGCAAUGAACGGUGCAACUUCCCUCCGAUCACGGUCAAGCCACAAUCUGCAUGAUCCGAUAAGAGCAGGUACAUUGCCACCCUCGGGAUUAGUUAGUAGACAGCAAUCCUCACCAAAUCUUCAUCCAACGCAUCCGGGGAAUGUCGGAAGUAUUCAGAGCAACGAGGCGGAGAGAUUUUAUCAGAACCUAAGUGUCUACAGACAUCAGGAUCCCAAUGCCAAACAGCAACCGAGUCCUCCACAACCAUUGGACGAGAGGACGGCAUUGCAUAGCCAGAAGAGCUUACGGGGCUCCCAGAAUUCUCUGAAUCGACCGGCUACGGAUGUCAAUCAUCAAACGCUGUCUAGGGACAGGCCGAUUUCCGCUUAUAUUCCUCAAGGACAACAGCCUUAUCCCGGUCAGAUGCAGCAGCCGCGGUCACAGUCAUCUAGAGACAUUAUCCGUCAGGAGGCGAAGCUUCAGGAAAUGCAGGAGGAAGUUAGGAGGAGAGAAUUGAGGGGUGGAAAUCCACAGCUGGUGAAUCAGUAUCGACCAAAUGCGUACAACUCUAGACCAAUCACAUCAGGUCAACCUGGUAAUGCUAUCAGACCGGCUAGGCCACCAGUGGGAUCGACUCCAAAUCUUGCUGCCAAUUCACCAACAUACAAUUAUGGCCAGUAUGGAUAUAAUCAGUAUGGACAGUUCAAUAAUAAGCCGAUUCAAAAUCAGCAAUAUGCAGUUGUCCCGAAGAAGGGAGAUCCUGCGAGAAUGGGGCAGGUUCAUGGGAUUGAGCAGAACAGGGGAUAUGGAAAUGAUCAGGGACACUUGGCUGAGCAGAACCGGUUGUACAUGGGGAGUCAGUAUUCUAAUGGACAGUAUCCAAGCGAAGGAAUGAGGGGACAGAAUGGCGGUGAGGGUCACGGGGACGAGGUGUUACCACCUGUGAGACCUGCUUUACCGGAGGACAGUGGUUACAGGGAGAGUCCACCACCACCACCGCUCAACACUUCUACCCAUCCAUUGUAUACGAAGCAGACUGAUUCUGGGUACACGGCAAGUAUGCAGGAUCCUCCUCGAGGCAGUUACUAUCCUGCAACGACAACUACUCAGCAGCCCCGUCAAUACCAAUACAAUGCGACAAACCCCUGGCAACGGGAGGAACGUGAAAAAGAACAGGCGCGUCGUCGUGAGGCUGCAAAGCUCUGGCGAGAUCAACAGAUCGCUGAAUUAUCUGCAUUACUAAGCAGAACGCCUCAACAAGAGGAGCAAUUGCGAGCACUGCAACUAGAGCGUGACUUCCAGAAACGUGCGGAGGAGGUGGCUAAUCAACAAGACGAUGACGACGAGAGUACGGAAAUUGAUAAUGAAAGUGCUCAGAGGGUGCAGGGACUCUUGAGAAUGGCAGCUUCCCAGGAUCGAAACAAUCAAACGAAUUUAUCAGUAUUAAGAACAAGCACUAGUAAUCAGUCGAUGAGAGGGCAGCCGUUGUCACCUCAACCUGUGGGGAGUCAACUGCAAUCAACGAGUGUCUCUUUGCAUACGGCCACCAGUCAAGGACAGCAGGGGGGUAUCUAUGGAGGGAACGAAGUAAAUACGAUGAACAUCGGGUCCUCCAUGACUUCGAGCUAUACUUCCGGCCAAUUUCCCGGAAAGCCAUUGCCGACUGGCUACAGCGAGGACCGCGAGCGUCAGAGAAGGUUUGAGGAACUCAAGCGAAAACAGAACGAGUUUGACGAGAACCAGAAGAAGAGGGAGGAGGAACUCAGAAUGCAGCAGGUGUACAACAAGAAUCAGCUUCAUCCCGGAAUGCUCAGGCUUGAUAAUCUUGUGAUUAAUGGACCUAGUUCACCGCCGGGUGAGGCACCACCACCGCCUGAGAGGGGCUCCAGCUAUGCAGUUAUGUCACAGCAGAGUGCUAUGAGAUCGAACACCUCGAGUGCAUCUAAUGUUCCUAUUGGGCAGCCUGUUGUCACCACGAAGAGGGUAUCGUUUCACGAUCCCAAUGCCAAUAUCGAGACGAGGAAUACUGGGAUAACCAGCAAUCCUUCAUCCAUGACUGGUAUGGAUACUAUUCGGGAGGAUCCUAAUAACUUUAUAAAUGACGCGGAGAUACUGUUGGCAUCUCCAAAGACUCCAGAAGGCCCUGGUGGGCCCUUUUCCACCGCAACACCAGGGGUUAUAGGAGCGCAGGAAGUUUACAAAGACCCCAGACAAAAACGAUUGGCUGAAAAACAAAAACAACAGUUAAAUUCCCUGGGAGAAGUCCCCGAAAAGCUGAGUUUCAAAGAAAAAAUGAAGAUGUUUGCAAUGGAGACGGGUGAGGAUGGUACCCCCAGGGACAAAGUGAAAAUAUCCCGGGCCCAAAGGGAAAUCGACAAUAUCGGAAAUCCACUGAGUCCAACAAACAACAAUAACACUAAUACUAGAAGUUAGAUGAAUUUUAAAAAAACAUGUAAAUACCUUCAAUUAGGAAGAAGACAGUAUUUUCUUUUUGUUUAUUUUCUGUUAUUCGAUGAAAAAAUCCAGAGUCUAAAGGAUUUUCAUUUUGUUGCGAUACUCUUGCGAAUUUUGUUAACGUUUGAAAUCGUUUAUAUCAACUGUAAAUCGAUUUUAAUGACGUAUAGAAUCAUGAGUUUACCAGAAUUUGUGUGAAUAAUCAAAUUGCUUCAAUUUUUUUUUAGUUAUUAUUUCAGAAUAUUUUUUUAGUGAAAAUGAUUAUUAAAAUGAACUAAUCAAAGUACAGUCGUCAGUUUUACUCGACGUAUUUCAUUGAAAUAUAUUUAUUAUGAAUCAAACAUAAUAUUUAUAUUUGAUAUAACGGCAGAUCUAUUAAAAAUAAUAUUGAAGUAAAAGAAAAGAAAGAAAUAAUUGUGGUAGGAAUUCUAAAAUUAUCAAGAAUCAACAAUUUAAAAAUUAGAGAGAGAUUAAUUAAUCAUAUUAAUAACUCGAUAAAUCCACAUUCCUUGCAAUGAAAGAAGGGCAGCAUAUCUCACCUCAUAUUUUCAAAAACCUUUUAAAUAUUAUCCUCAAUAUGUAUGUGAUAUAAGAAUAGGAUUUUGUUUAUGAAGAUUGAGAUUAAUGACGAAAAUUUUCACAAAUUGUUUGAUUUUCAUUGAUAGGAUAUAGAAUUGGCCCUAGACAUAACGUCAAUUAUCUACAGAUAUACAACAUUCUUUUUUUUUAUUAUUAUUUAUUGCUACAUAUUUUCAUUAAGUUUAACAGCACCGAAUAGUGAUACGUUGAGCAGCUUGUUAUCAUACUUUUUAUAUUAAGUAAUUGAAAUGAUGUGGCUAGCUGAAAUGGUCUCACGUGGACAGCCAUAAGACAGAUAAAUACAAAUCUUUUAAUAAACAGAUAUUAUUCUAUCGUAGACAUUAACAAUAAUGAAAUUUGUAGCCUUACCGAUGUUAUAGAGAGAUUAUUUUAUCUCCUAAAUAAGUGUACUUUAACAAUUUAAAACUCCAACUUCAGGCAUGAUUUUUAUAAGACGAGAGAUGAAACAAAUGUGGUUACAUAGAGAUGAAUUCCCUCCUUAUUAUGUAUAGCCUAUUUACUCAUUGCACUAUAUUUUGUAUUACUGUUUUUCAUUAUGAGGAUUUAUCCAGAGGGUUGAGAGGAGGAAUUUAGGACAAUGGAAAGACAUGUUUGCAAAGCAACUAUAUCAAUAUUAGUACACAGUAUAUUUGAUCAUUAAUGAACUUUCGAAUAUGUUGGUAGAUAAAUAGUCUUUAGAAAUUGCUAUAUUUUUCAAUUAUAACGUUGUGUAAUUAUUUUGUAAAAGAUUAUAAUAUUGGAAGACGAACAAAAUAAAACUCUUGAGUAUUCAUGAA